UGUUUCUCCUCGUGUUGUGAAAAUGGUGAGAAAACUGAAAUUUCACGAGAAGAAACUCUUGAAAAAGGUCGACUUUAUUUCAUGGAAAAGCGACAAUAACAUACGCGAAGUGAAGGUGCUUCGAAAGUACCACAUCCAGAAGAGAGAAGAUUACACCAAAUACAACAAAGUUUGUGGGAUGGCGAAAUCACUCGCCACGAAAAUUAAACAGCUCGAUCCUAAAGAUCCAUUUCGAGGCGAAGCCACAGAACAGUUGUUGGAGAAAUUGUACUCACUUGGCUUAAUCAAAGCUAAAAACAACUUGUCUUUGUGCGAUAAGCUAAGCGCCUCUGCGCUCUGUCGGCGGCGCUUGCCUGUUGUUAUGGUGCGAUUGAGAAUGGCUCAAGCUAUCAAAGAUGCGGUGAAGUACAUUGAACAAGGUCAUGUGAGAGUUGGGCCCGAAGUCAUAAUGGAUCCCGCUUUUCUUGUUACCAGGAACAUGGAGGACUUUGUUACUUGGACAGAUACCUCAAAAAUAAGGAAGCAUGUCUUGGAGUACAGUGACCUCAGAGAUGACUUUGAUUUUUCAUAAAUGGAUAAAUCAACAUGGUAGGGCCCAUGUGAAGGUCCGGUGAACUAUACAUAGUCUCUUUUGCAGCCGUUAUUAGGGUCGUCACGCAACAGGACCCUAAUAAUGGCUGCGAAGGAGCCUAGACUACACAGAGACUUACAAAAAGCAU
This is a messenger RNA of Orbicella faveolata, 719 nucleotides long. RefSeq names its product U3 small nucleolar ribonucleoprotein protein IMP3-like. NCBI's taxonomy places the organism in Eukaryota, Metazoa, Cnidaria, Anthozoa, Scleractinia, Merulinidae. The record is from RefSeq and is a predicted model, not a curated record.